CCUCAAUUGAACCUGCAUAACACUUUGAAACAGCCAGAUUUUCGAUUACAAGCCCCCUAGAUACGUCCAAGAUGAGCUCUACUACCACCCCACCACCCCGCAUCCGAGCAGCGCUCUUCGACAUGGACGGUCUCCUCAUCGACUCCGAAGACCUCUACAGCAUAGUAACCAACAAGAUCCUCGAACGCUACGGUCGCCCUCCCCUCCCAUGGUCCAUAAAAGCGCAACUACAAGGCCGACCCGGCCCCCAAGCCGGCAAGAUCUUCCACGACUGGGCGCAACUCCCCAUCUCACACGAACAAUUCCUUGUCGAGCAAAAAGAGCUUCAGAAAGAUAUCUUCAAGAACACGAAGCCGUUACCAGGUGUUAUGGACUUGCUUGCAGGGUUGAAGAGCAGGGGCGUACACAUGGCGCUUGCGACGAGCAGUAACAAGAACAACUUCGAGAUCAAGAGCAAGCAUCUGGGCGAUCUGUUUGAGCACUUCAAGAAGGAACAUCAAGUCCUAGGCGACGACCCCAGGAUACCUUCUGGACGCGGGAAACCCGCGCCGGACAUCUACCUCCUCGCUCUCUCCACACUCAACAAGUCCCUCGAAGCAGAAGGCCAGGCACCCAUUCAACCAGAAGAAUGUCUUGUAUUUGAAGACAGCGUGCCGGGCGUUGAGUCGGGAAGGAGAGCGGGUAUGCAGGUAGUUUGGUGUCCGCAUCCGGAGUUGCUGGUGGAGUAUAAGGGGAGGGAGAAGGAGGUUCUGGCGGGGUUGACGGGCGAACAUAAAGAGGAUGAGGAGAAACAGUUGCAGAAGAGUGAGGUUGAGGUGACACAGGGGAAGAGGAAGGUUGGUAUGCCGGGGGAGAUUGACGAUGGGUGGGGGAGGUUGCAUAAGAGCUUGGAAGACUUUCCGUAUGAUAGUUAUGGGAUGGGUGAUAAGGCGUAAGAGGUAUAGAUGGGCUGGUUUGCUUUGCUAAACGUAGAAUAUGGGUUUGUCAGUCAGUUGAUGCGUGUACUAUAGGAUAUGAGGAAGAUCCCAAAGAUCAUCGAGUCUUGAACACUAAAUGUCAAACCUGCUGCAAUUCAAAUUUAGUCAUGAAAA
Messenger RNA from Alternaria rosae, 1091 nucleotides. Its product is annotated as HAD-like domain-containing protein. The transcript has 3 exons. The coding region runs from base 72 to 935 and encodes 287 amino acids. The record is from RefSeq and is a predicted model, not a curated record. NCBI's taxonomy places the organism in Eukaryota, Fungi, Ascomycota, Dothideomycetes, Pleosporales, Pleosporaceae. Gene Ontology annotation, molecular function: phosphatase activity.